AUGAGCGGUCAACCGAACCAUGCCGCACCACCUGCACCCGACGACAAAAAACAGGUCCAACAACAAUUCUCUGCGAGACCCGCCCAAGGAGACGAUGUGCCGGCGGAAAGCAAUAACGACAGAGAUGUCGGGCAUGUAUCGACGUGGCCGAGAUAUGCCCUAAAGCUGAAGCGUUGGAGGAGCUUUGCCAAGUAUAGCCCUCUGAUCUCGGCCACUUUGGCGCCCAUGUCUACGCUCAUGGAUAUACCCGCCCUCGGUCAAAGAUGGUAUAGCAACUAUGGCAUCACUCAGUCUGAUCCUCCCGCGUCAUUGGUGCUCUCAGCCGUAGGAUUGGCCUUGAACGUCAUCGCAAAUAUUCUCUUGGUCAUAAGAUUUUCGUCAAAGAAGCCAUUCUGGGUCAAGCAUGCGACAACAUGGUCUUUGUACUUUUGGCUGGCUAAGACCAUCGUCGCUGCCGUCAAUCUCAUCCUAUUUGGUAUCACCACUCGCAACUCCCAAGGCUACAAGUACUUGGAAGGAUUCUGGUGUGCAGUAGUGUCUAUCGUUAUAUCCGGUAUAAUUUGCGUGACACUACUGCUUCAUUACUUCCUUGCCUUCGGCCACGCCAAAUCCGACACAUCAGAUAUCAGAAACGAGGGGAAACGCUUCAUGCUCUCCGUCACAGCUUUCGUCGGCAUUCUGGCGGCUCAGAGCUUGGUGUUCUCCAAGAUUGAGGGCUGGUCCUACCUUGAUGGCAUAUACAUGUCGGUCCAGACAGCCUUGACAAUCGGUUAUGGCGACCUGGUACCUUCAACGACAGCAGGCAAAGUCCUUGUAUUCCCCUUUUCCGUGCUCACGAUCAGCCAAUUGGGUAACGAAAUCGCCUUGAUCAUUGGAUUUCUCAGCGAUAGGGCUGAAUUGAGGCGAGAGAAAUGGAGACAACAGUAUGAAGGUGCCAUGCAUCGUGAGGCAAACAGCAAGAGGCCCAAGGCCGGUUUGACGGAGGAGAUGGCCUUGGUGUAUCGCAUCAACGCCCGGGAGGAGAUGAUGAAUCAGAUGUACGAUCUGAUGUGGAGCGCGUUCUCUCUGAUAGUCUUUUGGGUGUUAGGAGCUCUUGCCUUCUCUCAGAUCGAGGGCUGGACAUACGGAAACGCCAUUUACAUGUGUAUGAUCCUGUCAUUGACUAUUGGCUUUGGAGAUUUCACGCCCGUUCAACCUGGUGGCAGGGUGACUUUCGUGGUCUAUGCCCUGAUGGCUGUACCGAUCGUCACAUCUUUUGCGGUGCAGACCAUCACCGUACAGCUUAGUACCUUCUCUCAACGUGGAGUUAGCAGGAGGAACUUCGUCUCUGAGCAAGAACGUGCUCCAGAAGCUUUUGCGCCGCAUGCCGAUUUUGUCGCCAAGUACCAUCAGUCCUACUCUGAUCUGCGAGAAAAGAUCCUGGGUGGUGGUGGGGAUGGGGAGGAUGGGGAGAGUAAAAGUGCCAGACACGACGGUGAAGUUGGGUCCGGCCGAGCUAGGGUCUCAGAUGAUGCGGGAGCCUCGAAUACUCUUGCGGAUGAGGAUGGCGGUGGUGAGGCCGAUGACGAGGUUGAUGAUGACCUGCAGCGUCUUGCUAAAGACGGGCUUGAAGUAAAGACUCGAGCAAUGUCGGCUACAAGCAAGAACAACAGCGUUCAAAGCAACGGGGACGGAAACGGGCGAGCGAACGUCGGUGCUCAGGUUGCUCAGACAUCUUCUGGCGAUGAUAUAGUUAUGACUAGGGCGGAGAGGGAGCUCGAGGUUGAUCUCUUGAAGCAGCUCCUGACCCGUGUGGUGCGAUUUGAAGUGGGAGCGAGGCAGAUGCUGUUGGAUAGCAUGGAUAAGAGCGUAGAGAGGACGCUUCUUUUGGCGGACCGGAAUGUCCAAAUCCGAGACGUCCGGUCGCUGAGAGGCGACGAUGCCAAUAUAAUAUCCCUCUGGGCAGGAGCAGAGCACGCCGAAGAGGCCAAACACCCACACACUUCCAAAAGAGCUCAUGACUCUGACCCCGACAAAACUCACGACAAUCCAGAUCCUCCAGAUAUGCUCGCAAGAGUCAGCGACUACCGAUCCACUUUCGCAGAGAUCCUAGUGCUGGGUGGGAUAUUGCAAAAGCUGGAGGGCGGAGAGAUGAAGAAGUUUGAGAGGUGGCGAGGAGGAGGGAGCGAAGACGAAGAUGAGGAGAUAUCAGAGGAAAUCAGGGAAGGGUCCGAUGGGAGGAUUGACGGAGAGGCAGAAGAUAUGGACAAGGUGGCCGAGAAGCAAUGGGGCGGCUUGACGGGAGGUGCACUUAGGCGUCAUAUGAAGGAGGACAAGUCCAGGAGUAGAACCUAUGGGAAGGAAACAGUAUAG
Cryptococcus amylolentus CBS 6039 is the source of this 2352-nucleotide messenger RNA. RefSeq lists its product as hypothetical. The transcript has 8 exons. Gene Ontology annotation, cellular component: membrane. Gene Ontology annotation, biological process: stabilization of membrane potential; potassium ion transmembrane transport. Bases 1 to 2352 code for a protein of 783 amino acids. The record is from RefSeq and is a predicted model, not a curated record. Lineage: Eukaryota; Fungi; Basidiomycota; Tremellomycetes; Tremellales; Cryptococcaceae. Gene Ontology annotation, molecular function: potassium ion leak channel activity.